Molecule: messenger RNA, 1887 nt
Organism: Wallemia ichthyophaga EXF-994
Lineage: Eukaryota; Fungi; Basidiomycota; Wallemiomycetes; Wallemiales; Wallemiaceae
Product: Mating-type M-specific polypeptide Mc
Exons: 3
Coding region: 1-1887 (628 amino acids)
Biological process (GO): regulation of DNA-templated transcription; anatomical structure morphogenesis; cell differentiation
Molecular function (GO): RNA polymerase II cis-regulatory region sequence-specific DNA binding; DNA-binding transcription factor activity, RNA polymerase II-specific
Source: RefSeq, a predicted model, not a curated record
AUGAGCGAGAUGAGCGAAAUAAAGGAGGGAGAUGUACAGUUCAUCUGUGUUGGGUCUUUGGAUCAGAGGCAGAGUCAGAAUGAGAAUCCGAAACACAUCCACAUCCACAGCCACAUCAACCCACCACAACCGGCGAAGAAAUCGAGAUCAAGAAACAAAUCCAAAGUGCCGCGUCCAGCCAAUGCAUGGAUACUCUACCGGUCGGAAAGUCUAGCGAAGAUCAAACAGGAGCAAGCGGCCGCGAAGCCGGCACAGUGUCUGAGGGAGUCACAGACGGAGUUGUCGAAAAAUCUGUCUGCGCGCUGGCUGAAUGAGACGGAGGAGGUGCGCGAGCACUACCUCGCCAAAUCUGAGCAGGUGAAGCGGGAGCAUAAGCUCAUGUAUCCCGAAUACCAAUACAAGCCGCGCAGGAAAGAGAGUGGAGGUGUGCGCUCCAAGUCCGCCGCGAGGGGACAGCGGCCGGUGAAGAGCGGGCGGGGUGCGCAGAGCGCACGUAGGAAAGAGACAGACGCGCACAGAGAGCUGGAGGAGCUUAUUAGGGAGAAACAAGAAGCAGAAGUGGCGCGCGAAAAGGAGAUGGAAACGGAAAUGUAUGAGAAGAAUGACAGCGACAACGAACAGGACACUAGCUACAUCGGCCAACGCCGCGGGAGAGCGAACGCACAAACCAAAAGUAGAAACAGCCUUAGAAGGAGAGAGGAGGCGAGCAGAAACCAUGAGGAUGACAAGAAAACAACCUUACACGCUGGUAAUACUCUCGCGGUUGAUCUCAGCUUUGACGAGGCACAAGUGAAGCGAGAAAUAGAUGAGAGUGAGAAUCAGCUACCAGCAUUCACAUUCAGCGACACAGCAUCGGCGUCUUCACGUUCAUAUCCACACUCGUACUCACAGUCACUGUCAUCACCACCCUCAUUCUUACAGUCAGAGCCAUCGAGCAGCUACACGCAGUGCAAGCACUACGCGCACCCAACACACCCAGAAGACAUGUACAUGUCCGCCAUACCGCCCUACCUGCGACUGGAAAUGGACCACUACAUCAAUAUGGAAGAGAAGGAAGUGAGUGGGAAUGGGAGUGGGAGUGGAUGGGUGUCAGAUUCCGCACUAGACGUGUCAAACUCAGACGCAAACCCGCAAGCCUCCUCACUCUCCAAUCUGGCUUACGAUCCAGCGGUAAUGCUCGCACCGGCAACAGCGGCAAAUCUGGCUAACGAAUGGGCUGCUAUAGACAACACAUGUCUUGAAUAUGGUCUUGAUUUCACGCGGCAUGGGUAUGGUGACGACUUGGGUGACGCAAGGAUGGAUUUCGAUUUCGAUAUGGUGUUGGGGGAUGUAGAUGGCAGUGAGGGUGUUGACGGUAGUGGUGCUGGUGGCAUUGGCGAUAUUGGCGAUACCUACUAUCACAACGACAAUUUCAACUACAUCAACCAGGUCUUCGGCGAUAUCCCUUCACAACAUACCCAGAGUGUACCUAUCGACAUACCCAAGGCAGAAGCAGAAACAGAGGCACAGAUGUUCAGUUAUAUGGAAGCACUGCCGGGAACAACGCAGGAAUCAAGCAGUCAUGGAGUGAUUGUUGGGGCGGGAUUAGGCUCGAGCUGCUCGUCGACAUCUACAUCCACCUUCUCAUCAGCCAGCAGCGUCCAGCCUUACACACACGCGCUGCCAGAUACCAUCGACAGUGUUACAAACCUCAGCAAUGGGUUGGACGAGACGCAUAUCACCGACGGAACCAAGAAACUCAUCAACGACUACCUGUAUGAGAGUGGUAAGAGUGGGGUUGGGGGUGUGAGUCAGUUGCAGUCACAGUCGCAGAAUCAAUCGCAAUCGCAUCACCACGCUGCACCUUCGUAUCAAGACAUUUUUAGAGCUUUUCAGAGAGAAAUAUAG